GCGAUCCGCGAGACGGUGGCGAAGUGGAACCUGGAUAACCAGGACGCGACGGGGCAUUGCAUCGCAUUCCGCUUUGGCGGGGACGAGUUCGUCUUCCUCCUCGCGUUCGCGGUGGAGGGCGGCACCGCCGAGUCAGCCGCGAGGGAGUUGUUGGAGGAGGUCCGCAGAAAUGUGACCGACCGCGUCAGGGGGCACUUCAAGUUCGCCACGCGGGACAAGGAGAAACUGAAAGACCGUGGCGGCGACCCGAUCAAGGCCAAGGGGCCCGCAAUCUCCAUCGGCGUCUCCAGCGUGCUCCCCCAGACAGCCGGGUCUGACAAGGUUGUGCUCCACCAGAUGUACCUCGAGGCGGACGCGGUCCUGGAGGCCGCCAAGCCGGGCUUCAAGGAAGGCGAGGGCGCUUGCGGCGGCGUGAGCCUGAAGUCCGAGAGGUUGAGGGACAUCGGCCUUCCCCUCCGGGAGCUCGCCGCGUUGCUCUGCGACCAGAACCCGAGCCGGGCGGCCAGCGCGGCUGCAGACCUCUUCCAGGCCGCAGUGAAGGGCGAGGACGAGAAGCGCGCGAUCUGCGAGGUCGACGGCUGCCUGGAGGCGCUGGUGGCCCUGCUGACGGCCGGCUCCGCGGUGGGGAAGGAGAAGGCCGCCGGGGCGCUGCGGAGCCUGGCGGCGGGCAGCGAGGAGCGGAAGAGGCGCGUGGCGGCGCAGCCGGGGUGCCUGGAGGCGCUGGUGGACCUGCUGACGGCCGGCUCCGCGGUGGGGAAGGAGAAGGCCGCCGCGGCGCUGCAGAACCUGGCGGCGGGCAGCGAGGAGCGGAACAGGCGCGUGGCGGCGCAGCCGGGGUGCUUGAAGGCGCUUGUGGACCUGCUGACGGCCGGCUCCGCGGUGGGGAAGGAGAAGGCCGCCGCGGCGCUGCAGAACCUGGCGGCGGGCAGCGAGGAGCUGAAGAGGCGCGUGGCGGCGCAGCCGGGGUGCCUGGAGGCGCUGGUGGCCCUGCUGACGGCCGGCUCCGCGGUGGGGAAGGAGAACGCCGCCGCGGCGCUGCAGAACCUGGCGGAGGGCAGCGAGGAGCGGACGAGCCGCGUGGCGGCGCAGCCGGGGUGUCUGGAGGCGCUGGUGGCCCUGCUGACGGCCGGCUCCGCGGCGGGGAAAGAGAACGCCGCCGGGGCGCUGCAGAACCUGGCGGCGGGCAGCGAGGCGCGGAAGAGGCGCGUGGCGGCGCAGCCGGGGUGCCUGGAGGCGCUGGUGGACCUGCUGACGGCCGGCUCCGCGGUGGGGAAGGAGAAGGCCGCCGCGGCGCUGCAGAACCUGGCGGCGGGCAGCGAGGAGCGGAACAGGCGCGUGGCGGCGCAGCCGGGUUGCCUGGAGACGCUGGUGGACCUGCUGACGGCCGGCUCCGCGGUGGGGAAGGAGAACGCCGCCGCGGCGCUGCAGAACCUGGCGGCGGGCAGCGAGGAGCGGAAGAGGCGCGUGGCGGCGCAGCCGGGGUGCCUGGAGGCGCUGGUGGCCCUGCUGACGGCCGGCUCCGCGGUGGGGAAGGAGAAGGCCGCCGCGGCGCUGCAGAACCUGGCGGCAGGCAGCGAGGAGCUGAAGAGCCGCGUGGCGGCGCAGCCGGGCUGCCUGGAGGCGCUGGAGGCCCUGCGGACGGCCGGUUCCGCGGCGGGGAAGGAGCACGCCGCCGGGUUGCUGCGGGCCCUGGCGGGCCCGCAGUGA
Messenger RNA from Prorocentrum cordatum, 1707 nucleotides. Lineage: Eukaryota; Dinophyceae; Prorocentrales; Prorocentraceae. The record is from the annotation of a GenBank genome assembly.